Fusarium tjaetaba is the source of this 2700-nucleotide messenger RNA. RefSeq lists its product as uncharacterized. The coding region runs from base 1 to 2700 and encodes 899 amino acids. NCBI's taxonomy places the organism in Eukaryota, Fungi, Ascomycota, Sordariomycetes, Hypocreales, Nectriaceae. The transcript has 5 exons. The record is from RefSeq and is a predicted model, not a curated record.
AUGCAUCUUGAUCACAAGAUCCCAUGGCACCUGAUUGCUCCCCAUUUCUCUCUCACUCCUGCCGAACAAGAAGGCAACUAUAGCCUAGCUACGCUGGAAUUGCCUGAGCAGCAAGCGGUUAUCGGCCACUUUAGUCGCAUGUUCCUGACAACAAUCAGAGAAUUCUCCGCCACAGAGACCACAAAGAUUGACUCAGCACCAGUCAGUGGAAAACUGUUUUCCGAUAAUGUUCUCUAUUACGCUGAGCGGCACUUUGGUCUUGAGCCUCAUGAGGAUAACUCCGCACUACAUAACCCGCUGAAGCCGUCGCAUCAAGAUCUCGAAUAUUGGAAACGCCGAGCGAAAGAUCCCGAAAGCGACUAUGAGCCUUGCUAUACCACCGCCGAUGCCAACCUGGCCGACGCAGCCAAGAUGCUAGUCAUUGUCGCUGCUACAGCUGACAACAAGACCACCCGGCGUGAGGCGUUAUCAGCGCUUGUCCGCCUUGCCAAAGAGGUGCCUUUAUCAAACCUACGAGGUCUCCAUUGGGGUCACGCCUUCGGACUCGAUCUCGUCGUAAGCGUGGCGCUGCAGAUGUACAUAUACCUAAACCUCAUUGAAGCUGUCGAGUCUCGGGCAGCUGAACGAGUGCCGUUGCUAUCAGUUGACAAUUUUCUGACAUUUUUGAGUAACCAUGCCCUUGAGAAUUAUGAUUUCCCCGCGCAGAAUAUUCCGCAUCGAGACUUUUGGUUUUCUCUUGGGGUUACUGAGUCGUGGGUUGCUGGCCGGCGCAACGGCACUCUUGAAAGGGACAUGCCGGUUAUCGACCCGUUGGCAGAUGGAUCGGAUGAAGUUCAGCAGAAGGCGAGAGAGGGAUUGAGGAAGUACUUGAAGGACUGUUUUGCGAUUUUCCGACCGUAUGCUUUGGCCCUUCUUCUGCCCCCUCUGCGUCAUUUCUGUGCCUCUGAAAUUAUGAUUCCAGCUUGGCCUACAGCGCAGGUUGAAAAUGAGGCUGGAGAACUUUCAUCAUCGACCUUGGACGGAGACUUGAGAGCCUUGGCUCAUGACAGCAUUAAUCCUUGGAUUGAGGCCUACGUUGGGAGCGAAGGUGACACUGCUGUUCGACUUGUCAAUACUGGAGAUCUAUCAGAAGACAAUAGAAAGUCGCUAUACACAAUAUUGAGCUAUCGAUGGGGAUCGUCAAAUGAUUCAGCUCGAACCACAAGUCAGAACCUACGAGAAAGACUCAGUGUCAUAAAGCCGCACAGCUUGCCGAAGACAAUCAGGGAUGCAAUCAUACUUACCCAGUUGAUGAAGAUUCGGUAUCUUUGGGUUGAUGCCCUCUGUAUCCUCCAAUCUGAUAGAGAUGUCGGUGAUGGAAAGGACGAGGAGGCAAAUCUCGACUGGGUAAGGGAGUCGGCAUGCAUGGCAUCAUACUACGCCAACUCUGUUUGUUGCAUCGCCGCCUCAAACGCAAAAGAUAGCUCUGAGGGAAUACUAUCUGAAAGGCGAAUAGCACGAUAUGGGAAGUGGUACAACCCACCGAAUGUCUUCAUACAGUCUCCUUACACUUCUCGACGAAGGGUUCCGAGUUUGCUACUCGAUCGAGGAUGGUGUCUCCAAGAAUGGCUCAUUUCACCUCGUGUUAUGCACUGGACGACUCAUGGUCUGGUCUGGGAAUGCUCGGAAGGAUUCUUCUGGGAGGGCGAAGCAGGAUUCAAAAGAGAGCUCCGAGAAUCUUUCCCAGACGAUCCGCAUUAUUGGUAUCAUCGCGAAAGAAGUCACUCUCUGUUUAUGACUGUCUUGACGGAGGAUCACGAGCAAUUGUUAGCUCUUAUGGUACGUUCUGAAGAACGGGUGGAUUUGGGACAGUGCUGGAUGGCAUUAAUCACACAGUACUCCCAUAUGCAUCUAUCAUUUUCCAGUGACAAACUGGCAGCCAUUCAAGGGAUUGCAAGCCUUUUAUCACGGCGUCACGGCGUCGAUUAUUUCGCAGGUAUUUUCCGAUUGCCAGUUAUGAUUCACUUGUUCUGGAGGCCUGUUGACCCACAGAGCUCGUCGUUUGACUGUGAAAACUUUCCCUCAUGGUCAUGGAUGUCGUCAAAUGGAGGGGUUUACUUCGAGAUGACUAGCACUGACUCAAGUGGAUCGUUCUUGGAGAAGUUUAAACCAUUUCCCUCGACGCAGCAUGAAAAGGAUCUUGUUCGUAUAACAAACAAGGCACUUCGAUUCACAGCCCCAUUGAUGAAGAUUGAUGGUAUGGACCUGGGUGAGCCAAAGAACCCACAGCCAGAGCGCCAUGUGGGACCUGGGGCACCUCUUCUGCAAGGAUGGCAUUUAGUCAUUGAUCUGGACAGUGUGGCAUCUUCUGCCUCUUUGAAGAGCGACGGAUACUUGCUAUUUGUUUCUCACGAUUUACUUGCCGAAAGCUGCUAUGGGCUUGUUGUACAGAUGGUCGAGGGAGAUGGCAGAAGGAAUGGUUACCAAGAUCUCCCACUACCAUCCAGCCAACCGAGGCUCCUGGCUAUGCUACCUACUGCGACUCUCUCGAGGAAUACUACGCGGCUUGCUCGGAGGCUGGGAUCACUGCGUUCACGAGUACUCUUUGAUCGCAAGAAGUCUUAUCAGAGAAUCGGCGUUUUCUCAGCAACAAGAACUGAGGGCUGUCAACAGGAGCAACCAGAUAUAAAGAAAUACGCAAGGCAGAUUGUCUUAGUUUAG